AUGCACAGAAUCUACACCGUCCCAGGCCUCUACUCUGUCGCCGAAAAGCAGGCCAUGGCAUCCGCCAUUACAGAGCUCUACACGUCCUUUGGCCUUCCCGCAUUCUACGUGCUUGUCUUCUUCAUCGACCUGCCCAAGGACUCGUACUACAUCGGCGGCAAGCCAGACGAUAACUUUGCCCGCUUCAAUGUCCAGCACGUCGCACGCGCCUUGCCAGAUAAGCCAUCGAAGCUUCAGUUUAUGCAGGCAUACGAGAAGGCUCUCAAGCCGUUUACCGCUGACAAAGGGCUCAACUGGGAGGUGAACAUCGACGAAGCCGAUCCCUUGGUCUGGCAUACGAAUGGUGUGUCUCCUCCUGUGCCUGGAUCAGACGGAGAGAAGCUAUGGGCGAAGCUGAACAAGGUGGUUCCGUUUGAGGGGCAGGCAUGGAAAGACCUGGACUGA
Rhizoctonia solani is the source of this 444-nucleotide messenger RNA. Its product is annotated as 4-oxalocrotonate tautomerase. The transcript has 2 exons. Bases 1 to 444 code for a protein of 147 amino acids. NCBI's taxonomy places the organism in Eukaryota, Fungi, Basidiomycota, Agaricomycetes, Cantharellales, Ceratobasidiaceae. The record is from RefSeq and is a predicted model, not a curated record.